AUUAUUGAUUACCUGCCAAACGAGCAUCCCAUGCACCCUCUCUUAUACAAAAAUCAAAGAUAUUGCUUUCAUUAGCAAGUCUCCUUUUAAUAACUAAUCACAUUCUAACAUUUUUGUUCUAAAUCAAACUUCACUUUCAGAUUCAACAACACAAGCAUUUCAACUAAAGAUGUCGAAAGAAAAUAAAGAUGAUUUCACAAGGGUCCUGCAGGUAAACGGUGGCACGGUUCUUGGGAUGGUUCUGAAAGCGGCUGCUGAGUUUAAUUUAUUCGAGAUCAUGGCCAAAGCUGCUGCUGUUGAUGGAGCUUCUCCUUUUGGAGAGGAUGCUAAAAUGUUGUCUACUGAAGAUAUUGUAGCUCAUCUUUCUACGCAAAAUCCUGCAGCUAAGGCCAUGCUUGACCGAAUUCUCCGCUUUCUGGCUGCUAAUUCCUUCUUUAAACGGACAAUCGUAGCUGGAGAAGAUGGCAAAGAAAAGAGUUUGUAUGGUCUUGAGAGUUUAUGUAAAUAUUACAUUCCUGAUGAAGAUGGUGUUUCACUAGCUCCUUUGUUGCUUAUGCUUCAUGACAAAGUUAUUAUCGAUUCUUGGUUCCGCUUGAAAGAUGCACUUCUUGAGGGAGGAAUUGCUUUCAACAAGGCUCAUGAUGGCAUGCAUGCAUUUGAAUACCCUGCAAUAGAUAGCAGAUUCAAUGACGUUUUCAAUCAAGCCAUGUAUGGCCACACCACUAUAAUCAUGAAGAAAUUUCUUCAAGUUUACACUGGAUUCGAAGAGGUCACAGAGAUAGUAGAUGUCGGUGGGGGAACAGGGGCAACACUAGCCAAAAUCAUAUCCAAGUAUCCUCGGAUUAGGGGAAUCAACUUCGAUUUGCCUCAUGUCAUCAAAAAUGCCCCUCCUUUAGCUGGUGUGGAUCAUGUCGGAGGAGAUAUGUUCGAAAGUGUCCCAAAAGGAGAGGUUAUUUUUAUGAAGUGGAUACUUCAUGAUUGGAGCGAUGAACACUGCUUAAAGCUUUUAAAGAAUUGCUAUAACGCCCUUCCAGAAUCUGGGAAGGUGGUCAUUGUAGAAUCAGUCGUGCCGGAGUAUACCAACGCAGGUUCUUCAUCAGAAUUAAGAAACACGUUGAGUGCUGAUUUGAUAAUGUUGGCAAUAAAUCCCGGAGGAAAAGAGAGGAGUAUAAAAGAAUUUGAGGCAUUGGCAAAAGAAUCUGGAUUUGCUGCUGUAGAGCUAAUUUGCAGCGUCUCUGUUUAUAAUGUUCUGGAAUUUCAUAAGAAAGGGCUAAUAGCUUAUGAUUUUAGAUUGACUGUUUAUUUAAUACGGUAUCAAAGCUCGUUUAGAUUUGGUCUCGGGGUAAUUAUCUGUUAUUCUGUCGCUCUUGUUGGAUGCCACAUUGUCACCAUUAAGAUUCCUGCACAGAAAAAAGAUUACAAACAUUUCAUAUCAGAAGACUUGUUAAAGGCCAGUCAGCUAAGUAUGUCUCAAGAGGUAAAAGAUGCCAAUGAAUUUACAAUGGGACUGCAGUUAUACAGUGGCACAAUUCUUGGAAUGGUAAUGAAAGCUGCUAUUGAACUUGAUCUGUUCGAGAUCAUAGCUAAGGCUUCUACCGCUAAUGGUAUAUAUCCUUUUGGAAAGGAUGCUAAGAAAAUGUCAAGUGAUGAUAUUGCAGCUCAACUUCCUACUCAAAAUCCUGCAGCUGCAGCAAUGCUUGACAGAAUCCUCCGAUUUCUGGCUGCCAAGUCUGUUCUUAACUGGAGCACAGUAGCCACAGAAGAUAGCAAAGAGAAGAGUGUCUAUGGUCUAACAAGUGCAUGCAAAUAUUACAUUUCUGACGAGGAUGGAGUUUCACUGGCUCCUAUAUUGAUCAUGCUUCAUGACAAAGUUAUCAUUGACUCCUGGUAUCACUUGAAAGAUGCAGUGCUUGAGGGAGGAAUUCCCUUUAACAUGGCUCAUAAUGGCAUGCAUGCAUUUGAAUACCCUGCAAUAGACAGCAGAAUCAGAGAUGUUCUCAUUCAAGCAAUGUAUAACCAUACCACUCUCAUCACAAAGAAGAUGCUUAAAGUUUACACUGGAUUCAAAGAGAUUACAGAAAUCGUAGACGUUGGUGGUGGAACAGGGGCAACGCUAGCAAAAAUCAUUUCUGAGUAUCCCCUGAUUAGGGGAAUUAACUUGGAUUUACCUCAUGUCAUCAAGGAUGCCGCUCCUUUAGCUGGUGUGAAGCAUGUUAGUGGCGACAUGUUCGAAAGUGUCCCAGAAGGAGAGGUCAUCUUCAUGAAGUGGAUACUUCAUGAUUGGAGCGACGAACACUGCUUAAAAAUUUUAAAGAAUUGCUGCAACUCCCUUCCAGAAUUGGGUAAGGUCAUUAUUGUGGAAUCACUAGUGCCCGAAUACUCAGACACGGAUUCCUUGGCAAAAUUGAACAAUUUCUGUGACUCUGACAUGAUCAUGUUGGCAUCACACGCUGGAGGAAAAGAGAGAAGCUUGAAAGAAUUCGAGGAAUUGGCAAAAAAAUCUGGAUUUGCAGGUGUCCAACUCAUUUGCAGCGUGUAUGUUUAUAGUGUUCUGGAAUUUUACAAGAAAGUUCAGUAGUUCAAAUCAUCAAUCUUUUAACAUUAAAAUAAUCUUAAAAGUAUAUAUACCAAGAUUGUUGGUGUGUUUUCAGAUUGAUAAGCUCUUUGGUGUAUUUGAUUAGCAUUUUUACUUGUAAACUUUUUCAUAAUAUAUUAAUAAAGAUCCAUUGAAGUGGUAUGGUCUGUUA
This is a messenger RNA of Daucus carota subsp. sativus, 2747 nucleotides long. RefSeq lists its product as uncharacterized. NCBI's taxonomy places the organism in Eukaryota, Viridiplantae, Streptophyta, Magnoliopsida, Apiales, Apiaceae. The transcript has 9 exons. The coding region runs from base 170 to 2578 and encodes 802 amino acids. The record is from RefSeq and is a predicted model, not a curated record. Gene Ontology annotation, molecular function: O-methyltransferase activity; protein dimerization activity; S-adenosylmethionine-dependent methyltransferase activity. Gene Ontology annotation, biological process: methylation.